AUGGGCGAGAGCAGCCCAGCCGCGGGGAAGAAGCUCAGCGCGCGUUGCUCGGGCAGAAAAGCCACCUGGCGUCCAUGGACUCGAGGCCGCUACCAAAAGAGGCCGCCGAGGGUCGCUCUUUCGGCCGCUGCUCCCAGCGAGGGAGAAAAGCGAUCGCAGAGCCCCAACGCCGCCUCGGCCGGCUUGCAAGAGCGCGCUCCUUCGCCUCCAAGCCCCGUCUGGCGAGAGCUCCGAGUAGGCAGCGGCGGCGGCUCCGGCAGUUCCCCGGGCCCGCGCCAGAAGAGGUGGAGACUCCCCCAGCCGCGCACACGCCCCACGCGCGCGGGGAGCCGCCGUCUCCAAACUUCUCCUCUCUCCCCCCCCACACAAACCCCCCCACGCCAGCAGGCGGAGGAGGGGAAAGUGUCCCGCCGGAUUUCCCGCGCGCUCAAACACGAAAGGCGGGAUGCGGUCCGCCAGGUCUUGAUCUGAAUUUUUCCCUGUUCAUGGCUGGAAUGCAAUCACCUAUCAGAAGUUUUGGAUUUUGCAACCUUUAAUCCGUGACAAUCCUUCCAGAAACUUGUAAGAAUUGGAAUCCAAAAACAUCUGGAAAAUACUGAAUUGCCCACCUUGGACUGUCUGUUUCGUGAGACACAACAUUUCAGUGUUUCUCCAGCUGCUAAAUACCUAGUGUCACAUCUUUAAAGGUCAAGCCUCACAUAAUGUUCUUUUCACAGACAUUCCAAGAGGUCAAAAAAUAGAGUUGGAGUGGAUCCUGAUCGAUCUUGAUUAUAUCUCUCUUCAAAAUAUUCAGAGGUGGGCUAUCUUUGAUCUCAAAACACCUUUUCCUAGUGCCAUCUCAAUGAUUUGAGGAUGUAACAUUCCAGAAUUGUCUUUAAAUUAGCCUAAGGGUUUCUAUUUCAUUAUCAAAACCAUUAACUAAUAUAGAAAAGAGAAUCACAAAAGUGCACACUAAUUAAAGACUAAUAAGAAUAUGCUGCAUUGUAGAAAGGAUUCUAUUUUAUUUAUCAUCUCCUAGAUGAUGGGUGGUUGACAUGAUAGUACUCAACAAUUAAAGUGUGCCAAAAAAUAGAAUCGAAAUAAACACGAUAUUAACUAUGAAAUUGAUUGAAAAUUAGAAAAUCAGACCAGCUAAAGAAUUCAUAAACUCCAAUGGAAAAAAAUGAUGGCCUUUAUACCUUUAAAUCUUAGGAAACAGAUUGUUCUCAAAAGUUGGGGCAACCGCUAAAUAAUCCUGGCUUCUUGGAUUUGCAAAGAAGAAGAAUAGUUUGGUUAUGAAUUUGCUAAUUGUUUUCUAAAACAAGGUAAGAGACUAGAUCAGUGUUUUUCAACCUCAGCAAGUUUUAAGUUUUAUGGACCGCAACUCCCAGAAUUCCCCAUCUAGACAUCACUAAACUUGGCCUUUAGUUCCCUCUACAGCAGUGAAAAUGUUGGACUUUGAAGUUGUAGUUGUUCUUCCUUGCAAGACCCCCUACUCAUAAAAUGAAUGGCUGGAUUGUCUAUAUUGUCUAGCAAGGCAGUGAUCCUUGUCAGAUCAACGUCCUUUGAUCUGGAACGGCAUUGACGGUUGAAAGGUCCCAAAUGAAGCAUCUAACACGCUCUCGGUAUUUUUCUUUUCCACUUGUACACUCCCUCAUGCUAGGUCAUCCGUGUGCAUCUUCUUCCACAGAGCUAUGCAUAUCUACAUGCGCUAACAUCUGCAUUUGCUCAACAGUUCCAGGCCAACACCCACCCAGGUACCUCCAGCUCCUGGCUGCAGAGGAGAAGCUUCUGUUUUUCUCUCACUGACAAGACUUCUAAGGCAUUCCUGCUCCCUCCCCCCCCCCCACAGCCUCCCCAGCUUUUCAAACCCUUUCCCUUCCCUGAAGUGACCCACAGAGAUGGGACUGUGCCAAAAGCAGUAUGUGGUCCAAUUAAUAAGCUCUUGAGCAACUUCAGCCGGACAAAUAGAAAAGCAGAGAGAGAGAAAAAAAGGAAGGAGAUUUGUGUUUACUCUCCUUCCCAAGAUCUCCCCCUAGAAUUAAAAGGCUACAAUCAGCUAAUUUUGUGGUUGCUAGUUCAGUUACUCGUAUAUCCUUCCUAUGUGUUGCUUUCUAGGUUCAUUUGUCCAUUCCACGGUAAUCUCUAAAUAAAAAAAAACCCUUAGCAUUUCCUCUUACAAAUUUCUAAGACUGUAUUAUUGUUAUAUUUAUUAACACUAUAUAUACAUUUUAAUCUCAAAACUAUCUUUAUCAUAGUGUCUCUCCGGCCUUCCCUGGCUAUCUCUAAAUAUUCCUGGGCAAUGUGUCCUAGGGCUUUUAACUUGUUCCUCUGCAUUAAUACAUAAUUUGAUUAAGUUCUUUGGGCCUUCUAAGUUUUUACACCACAUCUUUAAUAAUGCCUAAAACUCUUGAAGGUUAUCUCCUUUGUAGUAACUCAAAAGAGCUAAAUUUUGUUAAUGUCUGGGGAAUUAUCCUGUAGGGAAACAAUAGAAAAGGCAGCCACAAAUCCCAGUGUUUGGAGUCUUGGCCUGCAUAUUUCUUGAUAUUUCUGGUUCGCCCUUUCCAUAAGAAUAAUUGUCUGUGGAUAAGGACUUGAGAAACCUAUCCUGAGAAGAGGGUUAAGCUGGGAGACAAUGACCUACCGACUUUGCAAACUGACCAGAGACUGCUGUAAAAAAAAUAUAUGGGCCAGUAUAUAAGUCUAAGUGCUUCCCCGAAAAUAAGACCAGAUCUUAUAUUAUUUUUUGCUCCAAAAGGGCUUAUUUUCUGGUUAAGUCUUAUUUUUGGGGAAAUAUGGUACUAAAUGCACCCAUCUGGCUGACAAUCUUAACUGGGACUUAUUUUGGGGGUAGGACAGAAGUGGGUUUCAGCAGGUUCUGGCCAGUUCUGGAGAACCAGUAGCGGAAAUUUUGAGUAGUUCAGAGAACUAGUAAAUUCCACCUCUGACUGGCCCUGCCCCAUCUAUUCUCUGCCUCCCAAGUCCCAGCUGAUCGGGAGGAAAUGGGGAUUUUGCAGUAACCUUGCCCUGGAGUGGGGAGGGAAUGGAGAUUUUACAGUAUCCUUCCCCUGCCACGCCCACCAAGCCACGCCCACAGAACCGAUAGUAAAAACUUUUGAAACCCACCACUGGGGUAGGGCUUAUAUUAGGAGCAUCCUGAAUGCUAGGACUUAUUUUCCGGUUAGGUCUUAUUUUUGGGGUUGUAUCCUGCCUUUAUUAUUUUUACAAAUAACUCAAGGUGGCGAACAUAUUCAACAAAUUUUCUUCCUAUUUCCCCCAGCAACAAUGCUGUGUCUGUAAGCAACUAUAACAUGGAACUGAAUUUUCCUAGGAAAUUACAGGUAGUCCUCGACUUAUGAGCACAGCUGAGCUGCAAAUUUCUUGUAAUUAAGUGAGUUUUGCCCCAUUUUAUGACUUUUCUUCCCACAGUUGUUAAGUGAAUCACUGAAUUUGAUAAGUUUGUAACCCAGUUGUUGAGUGAAUCUGGCUUCCCCAUUGACUUUGUAUGUCAGAAGGUCACUAAAGGAGAUUGUAUGACCCCAGGACAUUGCAACCGUCAUAAAAAUGAACCAGUUGCUAAAAAUAUGACUAUACAGCAAAAAAUAGAAUUAAAGAGAAUAAUGGGAUUCGAAAUAGUAAAAAAGGUUAAAUACUUAGGAGUGUAUAUUGCAGCUUCAAAUGUGAAGUUAAAUAAAAAUAAUUAUGAAACUUUAUGGCAAAAAGUACAGAAGGAAAUGGAGAAUUGGAAAAAGUUGCAGUUAUCUUUAUUGGGAAGAAUAGCAGUAAGUAAAAUGAAUGUUUUGCCCAGUUUUUUUUUUUAAUUUCAAAUGAUACCAAUACUUAAAAAAGAUGCAAACUUGAAAGAAUGGCAGAAUGGAAUUAAUAAAUUUAUAUGGGUUGGUAAAAGACCGAGAAUAAAAUUGAAAAUAAUACAGGAUACACGUGAAAGAGGGGGUCUUAAAAUGCCUAAUUUAAGAUUAUAUUAUGAAGUAGUUGCCCUAUCACUAAUUAGUGAUUGGUUUAAUUUAACAGAGGAAGGAAUAUUGAAUAUAGAGGGUUAUGAUUUGUUAUAUGGAUGGCAUGCUUACUUAUUGUAUGACAAAAAAGUGGAUAAAGUUUUUAAAGCUCAUAUACUUAGAAAUGCUUUGUUGAGGGUUUGGAAAAAGUAUCAAUAUAAGUUAAACUACAAAAUACCUAUAUGGGCAAGUCCCGGGCAUGCAAUAGAGAACAUAAGUACAGAACAAAAACAGGAGGUGAUUACUUACAAAGAGCUUCUUUCUAUGGAGAAGAGUAAAUUACAAUUGAAAUCUUUAAACAUAAUGAAAGAAGAAAGGAUAAUUCAUACUUGGUUUCAGUUUGGACAGCUGCAAGCUAGAUGGAAAGAGGAUCAGAAAAUUGGUAUUAUGCAAAACGAGGAAAAUUUGGUAAAACAGAUUAGAGAUCAAAGUCAAUCGCAUAUUAAAAGGUUGUAUAAUGCAUUGUUAGAAAUAGACUCAGAAAUGGAACUAGUUAAGGACUGUAUGAUAAAAUGGGCACAAAAUAUACAGGAACCUAUAAUGAUGGAAACUUGGGAGAAAAUUUGGGUUAGAAAUGUUAAAUUUACACAAGCACAAAAUUUAAGAGAAAAUUUUUACAAAAUGUUUUAUAGAUGGCAUUUAGACCUGAAAAAAUGAGCCUGUAUGUAUCCGAAUUUACAAGCUAAAUGUUGGAGAUGUGAUUGUGACGAUGAUACUUAUUAUCAUACAUGGUGGACUUGUAAAAAAAUCAAACCAUUUUGGAUAAGAAUUUGGUGGGUCAUGCAAAAUAUUCUGAAAAAGAAGAUAAAGUUUAAUCCACAAUUGUUUUUAUUGGGUAUAAUCUCAGAUUGUAUGAUAAUAGAGAGUAAAUUGAUUUUAAAUUUAAUAUCAGCAGCCAGACUAUUGGUAGCGCAAUAUUGGAAGAAGGAACAUUUGCGUACGAUUGAAGAAUGGAUAUUAAAAGUUGCAAACUUAGCGGAGAUGGCAAAAAUUUCAGCAUACUUGAAAGACUGUUCACAAGAAAGAUACAUAGUGGAAUGGAGAAGAUGGAUUGACUACAUUCAAAAUAAAUACCAGACAAAGAAAUAUCAAAUAGCUUUUGAAUGAACAGAUUGCAAGAAUUAUAUUUAUAUUUCUCUGUAUGUAAAAGGAGAGUUAAGGUCCUAGGGGAGGAUGAGAGUUUAUGGAUAGUUAGCAUAUGUUUAAGCUUAUGAUUAUUAGAUGUUUGUUAUACCCUGUAUUUUGCUCUGGGA
Molecule: messenger RNA, 5248 nt
Organism: Ahaetulla prasina
Lineage: Eukaryota; Metazoa; Chordata; Lepidosauria; Squamata; Colubridae
Product: serine/arginine repetitive matrix protein 2-like
Exons: 2
Coding region: 1-471 (156 amino acids)
Source: RefSeq, a predicted model, not a curated record